AGUGAUGGUUGACGAAUGCGUAGGACCGCCCAUCGUUAUAGCAGCAGCGGCGGAUCCGCGCCCUCCGGGUCUGGGUGCUGCCGCCCCGCCACGCCCCGGAAGUCAUCCCCGGACGCGGACGCACACCUCCCAACACGUCCCGUCCACCCCGGCCCGAUCCUCCGCGCACGCCAGACAGAGGUGGGCGAGCACUACUACACACACCCAUCCACGCUCACUACAAGAGCCAGCCACGCACGCGACCGCGCCCAAGGACACGACGACCAACCAAGGGAGAAGAGAAGAGGAGAGAAGAGAAGGGAGAGGGCGGCGACGAGGGCGCACGACGGCACGCCGAACGCUCUCGCAAUGCAUCACGCCAAGACCGACUCGGAGGUGACGUCGAGCAUGGCGCCGUCGUCGCCUUCGCGGGCGCCCUACUACGUGCAGUCGCCCAGCCACGACGACGGCGAGAACCACUCCAAGACGGCCGCCUCCUCCUUCCACUCCUCCCCGGCCGCCUCCCCGCCGCGCUCGCUCGGGAACCACUCCAGGGAGUCCUCCUCCUCGCGCUUCUCCGGCAAGGUCCCCUCCGCCGGCUCGUCCCGCCGCGGGGUCGCCGGCGGAGGCGGGAAGCGCGGCGGGGGUGGCGGCGGCGGCGAGGCGGCGCGCCGCAGCCCCUGGAUGAAGGAGGCGGCCAUCGAGGAGGAGGGGCUCCUCAUGGAGGACGACGACGACGCCGACGGCCGCGCCGGCGGCUUCUCGGCGCUCCCCAAGAAGGUGCGCUACGGGCUGGCCUUCGUCAGCGCCUUCCUCGUGCUCUUCACCUUCUUCGCCCUCAUCCUCUGGGGCGCCAGCCGCAACCAGAAGCCCGUCGUCUCCGUCAACAGCGUCACGUUCCACAGCUUCGUGAUCCAGGCGGGGACGGACGCGUCGCUGGUGCCCACGGAGAUGUCCACGAUCAACGCCACGGUGAGGCUCACGUUCCGCAACACGGGGAGCUUCUUCGGCGUGCACGUCACGGCGCAGCCCGUCACGCUCUACUACUCCCAGCUCCUCAUGGCCUCCGGCGACAUGAAGUACUUCUACCAGCCUCGGAAGAGCCAGCGCAAGGUGGCGGUGACGGUGGUGGGCAACAAGGUGCCGCUGUACGGCGGCGGCGCGGGGCUGAGCAGCACGCCGGGGCCCAAGGGCGUGCCCCCGCCGCCGGUGCCGCUGCAGCUGACGCUGAGGAUCAGGGCGCGGGCGCUGGUGCUGGGCAAGCUGGUGAAGCCCAGGUUCUACAACAACGUGCAGUGCAGCGUCCGCCUGGACACGACCAAGCUGGGCAAGGCCAUCUCCCUCAAGAAAUCAUGCACCCACGUCUAGCCACCCUGCCAGACCUUUCUUCUUGUUGUUGCUGCAUAUGUUAUGUCCGUAAUGUAAUACUCCUACGUGGAUUACUGCCAUUUUGAAGGGAGAAAGCAUCAUGUCUGUUGUGUAUGUACAGAUGAAUUUUGUCGCCUGCGUCGGGAUGGAAUGAAUGAAUGAUCACGCGUUUCUUGCCGCA
Triticum urartu is the source of this 1528-nucleotide messenger RNA. RefSeq lists its product as uncharacterized. The record is from RefSeq and is a predicted model, not a curated record. Lineage: Eukaryota; Viridiplantae; Streptophyta; Magnoliopsida; Poales; Poaceae.